Molecule: messenger RNA, 2901 nt
Organism: Eurytemora carolleeae
Lineage: Eukaryota; Metazoa; Arthropoda; Copepoda; Calanoida; Temoridae
Exons: 29
Coding region: 43-2778 (911 amino acids)
Molecular function (GO): protein binding
Source: RefSeq, a predicted model, not a curated record
UUUCUGUAUUUGUGUUUAUAGAUUUAAAUUUGGGGUAAAACUAUGGCUGGGGCUAUAGAGGAAGCGGCUAAAAAAUUCCUGGUUGAAGCUAAAUAUGAAAAGGUUUUUAAACACACAUUUGAUGUGAUAGAAGAUUAUUUAAACAGUGCUCUUCUAGCUGUUGGAGCAAUUGCUCUCUCUGUCAGAUUUCUGUCUGCCAUGGGAACAGGAGAUUCGGUUUGUGUACUCUUAGGUGUUCAGUAUGAGAACGCUACUGCUGGAGAUAAAGAUGAUAACAUACUAUUUCCCUAUCCUAGCUCAAUAGCUGUAGCUCUAACUAACUAUGCGAACUUCCAUGAGGAUUGUGUGAAUGCCUCUGUUACAAUAUUUAUGCAGUGGGCUCCAUAUGUCAUCCUUAUUGAGACCCUUUUAAUGAUAAUGGUUGAGAAAAUGUUCCUGAAGAUGCCUCGUGUUGCUGGAAGAAUUGAGAGAUUCUACAAUAAUAUCAUAGAAGAGUCUCUGUUUGGAAAGGAUCCUGAUGUUGCAGAGGAUGUAUCAGAUGACAAGUCAAACACUGAAGCGAUAUCAAGAAAAAGACGCAGGAAUGAGGUGUGCAUGUCAUUGAAAAGAUCAAGUAUUAUCCACCAGUCCUAUGUGCUCAAAAACGUCAUAGAGAUCUUUAUGUUGGGGCUAUUUAUUCCAUUUAAUAUCUAUUUCUCAUUUGAGGCCGAAGUAAAUCGAAAACCAAGUCUAUGUGAGCUUGACAUGCUUGAACUGCCUGUUCUUGGAUUCUCAAAUGGUGUAGUACAUUUCCAGUGCAUGGGAAAGAAAGUUCAGUUCUUCAUAAUCAUGGUCUUUGUUCAAGUGGCCUUUCAGAUUGGUGUUAUAUUUACAUGCAUUGGAUCCCUGAUUUGGUGUCUCUUCUUCAGAAGUAUCUCUAGGAUGCUCAAAAAAAUUCAGCAGGACGUCAGUUAUAAGGAUUUAGAGCCUGUUGGAGGAUCAGACUUUCUUUUUCUCUUUGAUCUUCUUGCACAUUCCUCAGGUCUGGAAUCUACACUACGAGUCUUAACCCAUUCUGAUGAAACUUUCCGAAGGAUUUGCUUACCUAGGUUGAGUGUUGAAAAAGAUUAUAUGAAGGUGGAAGAGGAUAGGUUAAGGAUAACCUGGUCUCCUGCUAAAAUAGAGGAAUGGUUGGUUGAUCAUUCACACCGAGGGAUUGUGGUGGAUUGCUAUGAUGUUACUAUAUUUCCUGCUGAGUCAAUAAAGAAUACAGUGAGUAAAAAAGCAAAGUUGAAAUCAACUCAUGGAGAACUGAUACAUGUUGAUAACCAAUAUAGUGCAUGGUUUUCAGAUUUGGCAGGUGGAAGAACAGAAUAUAUAGUGACAAUUGCAUGUGUGAUUGGAAGGUCCAGAAUGAAAGGAGAGAGAAUAGUAACAAAUCUCCUACCAUAUCCACCAGAAAAACCUAGGACUGGAAUGUGUAAAAUUACAGGAACCCAUGAGGUUGAGAUAUCAUGGGAGCCACCUAAAGGAGACUUUACUAAAUAUGUCCUUGCAGUGGACCCUGUUCUGAAGUUUAAGAAUGGAACAGAACCAGGACCUCCAUCCCUUUUCAGAGUUGGAACAGAAAAUAGGGGAUAUUUUGUCAGAGAUGAAUCUGGCCCUAACAUUAAGACAAAUGGACGGUAUGAAAGGGAAAUAAGUAGCAAAAUGACUGAUUUCACCAUAACCAGUCUUCUUCCAGGAGAAGCCUAUAAAGUUGAACUAAAGACUAAGACAGGGGAUAGGUUCACAAGACAAUCAAUAACAGAAACAGUUCUAACUAAACCUGAGAAAAUUACUUCACUUACAGCAUCUGAAAUUUGUACAGAUAAUGUAACUGUGAGCUGGGUUGCCCUUGAAGGACACUCUAGAUUAAAAGCUUACAACCUCACAUGCCAAUCAAAGGAUAACAAAUUCCAAAGAGAACUGUCUGUGAAGCAUAAGAGCAGUAGUCAAGUAAAUUCCUUCCAGUUUGAGAACCUACCGCCUGCCACAGAACUAUCAGUGAUUAUAAGCACGGUUUGUGUUUAUGACAACCUAAAGAAUACAUCAGACGAAGAGAGGAUUACCUUUAUCACUUUACCACUGCCACCCAGAAACUUGGAGCUAGAAUCAAGAUUAACAAACAGUUUUGUUGUGAAGUGGGAGGCACAAACAGGGACUACAGCAGUGCACAAGUUCAAGCUUAACAUUCAGUGUACAGAGAUUGGAUAUAGCAACACUUUUGAAGUGAAUGGAGAUAAGCGUACAUUCAAUUUUUCAAAACUUCCAGAUGUAACAGGCACAGGAGAAUGUUACUCGGUCAAUAUCUCCUACAUUGUUCACCCUCCAGGUUCAGAUUCAGAGGUUGAAUCUGCAGUAGUUUCUGGUCACUUCUACACGAAACCUCUUCCACCCAGUCAAAUUAAGCUGGGACCAGGAAACCUUAUUAGUUGGACUAAUUCACUAUCAAAAAGUGUGAGUUUGUAUAAGUUGAAGUACAAGAGUAUGGAUGAUGGAGGGAAAUCUGAAGAAAUCUUGAUUCCUGCAGAUCCAGGAGUAGAUACAUCCUCUACACUAUUAAAUACCCUGAUAUUUGGAACACCCUACAAGAUUAAUAUCUAUGGUCUUCUGGAGAUCAGUGAUCAGGAGAACCUUGAAAGCAAAGAACUUCAUGAGAAGAUUAUUCUGACUGACUCUGGGUUAGUUGUUUACCAUGAAGACCAAGAAAGACCUGGUUCAAGUCUAUCAAGACAAGUCAGUCAGACCGCAAUGUGAACUUGUACAAAUUGGAUAUUCACGAGAUGUUAGAUAAAAUCCUAACAUUUUCUUUGAAUUAUCAAAAUUUCAAAAAGAUUUCGUAAUAACGAACAUUUUGUUUGAAAUUAUUAACAGACAUGG